Molecule: messenger RNA, 1615 nt
Organism: Cotesia glomerata
Lineage: Eukaryota; Metazoa; Arthropoda; Insecta; Hymenoptera; Braconidae
Gene: Sms
Product: spermine synthase
Exons: 8
Coding region: 318-1415 (365 amino acids)
Biological process (GO): spermine biosynthetic process
Molecular function (GO): spermine synthase activity
Source: RefSeq, a predicted model, not a curated record
AUAUAUGUAUUUACAGCUCGUUAUUAGUAAAUGAAAAAAUAAGUGUAAUACAACUGCAGCAUUCGAGUUCUAGCUUAAAGCUCUUUUAUUAAUUCACUUUGAUUGAAUUAAACCAAAUCAGCAAGCUAAGGUAACUGGAGUUACGCAGUAUUAACAACUAGUAUUAUUAAAUUAUUAUUUCAUUGUUUUGCAUUUAUUUUGGGAAUUAACAAUAAUACAAUCGAUAACAACAAAAUAACUUUGGAUGAGUUAUUACUUUGUUGUUUAUAUUUAAUUAUACUCGAUAGUUUGGAAGAAAAAGGUUUCAGUUAAUCACAAUGGUGGCACACACAGUUCUUUUGGACUUUACAGUAUCAUCAAAUGUAAUUUCUGAUGUUGAAAAAAGAUCAAAUCUCAAGUCAACAAUUGUAAAUGUAUUGAGUGAUUAUUUCAAUGGAAUAAAACCACUAACCGAAGUAACUAUCGAUGGUAGCUUUAUAAUUCUGUACAGCGGACCAAGAGCCAGUCUCAUUACUGUUAGAGGAUACCCACAAGGAUUAGUUACUGUCAAUGUUGAGUAUUACAAACAAGAUGAAGAUGAACCAUUGUUAUCUUUUGAGCAAUGGCGUUACUUGGAAGCUGACAUUGCCUUGGCUUUGAAUAGCCAACGAAGCAAACGUUUACCACCUGUAAGGCGAGGCACCAUUUAUGAUCUCUAUUUGACAUUAUCAGAUGAAAGACUACUAGAGUACGAUAUUGAUAAACUGGUAUUCGAAGAGAGAUCGCCGUAUCAAAAAGUCCAAAUAGUCCAUUCAAAGUCUCUUGGUAAUCUGUUGGUAUUGGAUGAACUGCAGAAUAUGUCUGAAGCAGAUAUAAUUUACACGGAAACUUUGAUGCAAAAGGGAAAAGAAUGUUACGCAGACAAAGAAAUAGUAAUUUUAGGCGGAGGUGAUGGUGGUUUACUAUGGGAAUUGCUCAAAGAAAAACCUAAACACGUAAUAAUGCUAGAGAUUGACGAUGUAGUAAUAAAAGCUUGUAGUCAGCACAUGAGAAGUGUAUGCGGUGAUUGCCUAGACAAAAGAAAAGGCGAUAACUAUGAGAUAAUAAUUGGUGACUGUGUGGAAGCGUUGACGCACAUGGUAGAAGAAGGUCGUCAAUUUGAUUACGUCUUUGGGGAUUUAACUGAUUUACCUAUCAGUCCACCUGAUGGAGAUGCAUGGGAUUUUAUAAGACUUAUUUUAAAUAAGACAGUCAAAGUAUUAAAACCUUCGGGAAAAUACAUGACACAUGGUAAUGGAGCAUCUUGUCCUGAAGCUCUGACGAUGUUUGAAGAUGAAUUGUCACGACUAUCAGUUCCAGUGACAUUUACAAAAGACCGUGCUUUUAUUCCUUCAUUUUUUGAGGAUUGGAUUUUCUAUCAAGUUUCCCGUAAAUGAUUAAUCAGAUAUUUCCAGUAUUAUAUUAUAAAUUCAAAGCAUAAUUUUUUCUCAAUAUUAUGACACACUGUAGUUAGAUAUAUAUAUUUCAAUUAACAAUAGGACUCAAUCUUACAAUUAUCUUUGAAAACAAAUUAAAAAAAAAAAUGAUAAAUAAAUAAUUUAAAUAGAUAUGAUGAAAACUUUAGAAACGCAAAUAC